Lodderomyces elongisporus is the source of this 1062-nucleotide messenger RNA. RefSeq lists its product as uncharacterized. NCBI's taxonomy places the organism in Eukaryota, Fungi, Ascomycota, Pichiomycetes, Serinales, Debaryomycetaceae. Gene Ontology annotation, biological process: endoplasmic reticulum to Golgi vesicle-mediated transport; retrograde vesicle-mediated transport, Golgi to endoplasmic reticulum. The transcript has a single exon. Gene Ontology annotation, cellular component: membrane; endoplasmic reticulum; COPII-coated ER to Golgi transport vesicle. Bases 1 to 1062 code for a protein of 353 amino acids. The record is from RefSeq and is a predicted model, not a curated record.
AUGAGUUCCCUUUCGAAACGGGUCAAGACGUUUGAUGCAUUCCCCAAAGUUGAUCCCCAGCACCAAGUAAGGUCUGAAAGAGGUGGGCUUUCAACACUUUUAACUUACUUUUUCGGUUUGCUUAUUCUCUGGGUUGAGGUUGGUGGCUUUAUUGGAGGAUAUGUCGAUAGACAAUUUGAGGUUGAUAGGGUUGUGCGAUCUGAUUUAUCAAUCAACGUGGAUAUGAUUGUUGCAAUGCCUUGUGAAUUUAUCCAUACCAAUGUCGAAGACAUUACUCGAGAUCGAUUCUUAGCUGGAGAAACGUUAAACUUUGAAGGGAUCCAUUUUUUUAUUCCGCAAAAUUUCAAGAUCAACAACCCAAAUGAUUUCCACGAGACUCCUGAUUUGGACGAAGUGAUGCAGGAAAGUUUGAGAGCUGAGUUUAGGCAAGGUGGACAAAGAAUCAAUGAGGGAGCACCGGCAUGUCAUAUUUUUGGCUCAAUUCCAGUAAAUCAAGUUAAAGGCGAUUUCAGAAUUACUGGCAAAGGGUUUGGUUAUAGUGAUAGACUGCACGUUCCGCUUGCAGCAUUGAACUUUACACAUGUUAUUCAAGAGUUUUCUUAUGGAGAAUUUUUCCCAUUUUUGAAUAAUCCACUCGAUGCCACAGGAAAAGUUACUGAAGAAAAGUUACAGGCUUAUAUUUACAAUGCCCAAGUGGUGCCAACAUUGUAUGAAAAAUUGGGUUUGGAAGUGGAUACAAAUCAAUACUCUUUAACUGAAAACCAUCAUGUAAUCAAACUAGACGAGAUUAGCAACCGACCCCAAGGCGUUCCUGGGAUUUAUUUCAGGUACGAGUUUGAGCCUAUAAAAUUGACGAUUAGAGAAAAACGAAUUCCGUUUUUCCAAUUCGUAGCCAGAUUAGGUACCAUAUGCGGAGGUUUACUUGUUGCUGCGGGAUAUUUAUUUAAAUUGUAUGAAAAGCUCUUGGUUCUAUUAUUUGGAAGAAAGUAUGCUGAGAGGGGAAAAGAAAAAAAAGAUGGAGGUAUAUUAAAUCAAGGCAUUCUGAAAAUGACUGAUGAAUGA